Messenger RNA from Sphaerulina musiva SO2202, 1735 nucleotides. Its product is annotated as Ferric_reduct-domain-containing protein. NCBI's taxonomy places the organism in Eukaryota, Fungi, Ascomycota, Dothideomycetes, Mycosphaerellales, Mycosphaerellaceae. Bases 1 to 1539 code for a protein of 512 amino acids. Gene Ontology annotation, molecular function: ferric-chelate reductase activity. Gene Ontology annotation, biological process: intracellular iron ion homeostasis; iron ion transport; copper ion import. The transcript is spliced from 2 exons. Gene Ontology annotation, cellular component: plasma membrane. The record is from RefSeq and is a predicted model, not a curated record.
AUGUCCCAAGCAGCAAACCAGUCUGCUGCGCCGGCGCAUCCCGAGCAGGCAUUACACGCUCUCUUCGCGAUAUGGGACACCAAGAACUAUGAUACCGCCAAAUACUUUGGAGCUGCGAUUGGUACUCUCAUCGGCAUCUUCAUCGCAGCACACUGGACGCAUAUCCUUCUAGACAGGCUAUCGAGGAGCUCCAGUACCGCACAAUUGGCGACCCGAAGUUUGUCACUUGUAUCACGAAGAAUCUGUUCAGACAAAGUGCUUGGAUGUGUCACUGUAUCCCCCGCCAAGGUCCUUCUUGUCCUGGUGUAUACAGGCAUCAAUGCCACCUUAUCGUUCUAUGACCGGCCAGAUAAGGCCCCUAUUAUUACAAUACUAGCGAGACGCUUCGGCUGGUUGGCACUGUGCAACAUCUGCCUCACAGUUUUCCUUGGACUGAAAAACACGCCACUUUCCCCACUGGCUGGAUAUUCCUUCGACAGCUUGAAUGUCCUGCAUCGGUGCACUGGGUACACGGUCGUACUCUUCACGGUCCUCCACGCAGUCACAUACAUUGCUGGUCUUGCAAAAGCCCAUGCACUUUAUGUCCUCAGAACACCCUCUCAAGCAGCAGGCAUCGUGGCGGCGCUAGCACUGCUAUGUCUUUUCGUGACAGCUAUCGGCGCACUACGGAGACGGAUGUAUGAGCUUUUCUAUGCUUCACAUCAAAUCCUUGCUGCCACGAUACUGGUAGCUGUUGGUCUGCAUCGGCCUGAACUUGCAGGCAAAGCACUCAUCGUUACCAUCUGCGCUGCUGGCUUGUGGUUUGUGGAUCAAUCUCUACGGAUCUCUCGGUGGUUCUACUACGGCGUUGGAAACCAUUGCACGUUGACGGCACUUGCGCAUGGGGCAACCAGGGUCACAAUGCAUCGGGGAAUUCGAGCUCGACCUGGUUCUCACGCGUUCGUUUGGAUUCCUGGUGUGAAAUCUUUCCAGAGACAUCCAUUCACACUCGUAUCGACCGAUCCUAUGGAAUUUGUGAUCAAAGCACGCGACGGCUUUUCCAAAGCACUGCAUGAACACGCCUGCCAAUUCCCGCGAGGCAAGUUCCGGGCUUCCGUGGACGGUCCUUACGGACAGGUUCCCAACUUGACAGGAUACCAGAAACUUGUUUUCAUAGCAGGCGGAAGUGGUGCCACGUUUACGAUUGCUCUGGCGUUAGAUUGGGCGAGACAGUCUAGGGCGCCUGGAGUCUAUCAAAGUCUUGACUUCAUCUGGGUCGUUCGGCACGCAGAAGCGCUGCAGUGGUUCGCAAACGAGUUGGCAGAACUUCAAGCACAUCCGCGCAUCAGUGUCAAUUUGUUUGUCACCACCCCUGUGCUUGAACGACAUAUGAAUUUGUUAUUGGGAAAAGCUGUCGAGGGGCUCACGGAAACUGAAAGCGUGCUCGUGGCUACUUGUGGUCCUACAAAUUUGUUGGCCAGGAUCCGCGAGGCGAUUACUGCUGUCGAAUCUGUAGCUGCACCGAGAAUUGAUAUGCACGCCGAAGAGUUCACCUACUGAGCUUGGAUCACGCGGCAUGCAACUCGUCUGCACCACUCGACACUGGGUUUGAUAUGAUGGAUGAAUUCUCUGAUUUGGAGAACGCGCCGCGUUGGUUACAUUAGGGGACGGGUAUUGGCUCCUGUCGUCUUUAUGGAGGCUGAUUCGGCUCGAUCGCCUGUUGCCUUUGGGGCCGCAGUGCCGUACGGUGUUAUUC